AUGGCCAGCAUUUCGAUCCCCAUCGACAGCAUCACCUCGAGGUUCAACUUCGCUGAGCGUCUCCAGGGCUUCAAUCCCAGCGCUCUCUCCACCAAGUUUGGCGGACUCCGUCCCAUCAGCGAGUUCCUUGACUUCAAGCGUCUCGCUAAGCCCGCCGACUUCAGUGAUGCUCAGUCGCGUGCCAACUACAACUUGAGUCACUACUCGAGCAAUUACCUUGCUGUUUUCAUCAUCCUGAGCAUCUAUGCUCUCAUCACCAACCUUACCCUACUCUUUGUCAUUAUUCUGGUUGUUGCUGGUAGAUAUUUGAUUGGCCUUCUCAAUGGCCAGGAUCUUGUCAUCGGCACCUUCCGUGCUACAACUUCUCAACUCUACACCGGUCUCUUCGUCGUUGCCAUCCCACUAGGUCUCUUUGCCAGCCCUAUCGGAACUGCUCUGUGGCUUGUGGGCUUUUUCCGGGGAGGCGGUCUAGGUGGUCGGCCGCGAGCUCCCGAAUUUGCGCCCCCUUGGGGAAGACCAUCGAGGCGCGGUCGGAGGAGAGGAGAUGGGGAUGCUGCGCCUUUCGGGUCCUGGAAUGGUGAAACCAGGGUCCGAGAAUUGGAAACAGAUGAGGAAGAUGAGGACAAUCAAGGAGGGCUCGUGUUGCAGCGCGGCACGCGCUUCGUCAGUGACCCGCUCCAGUUUACAGGUACUGAUUUGGGGGAUAGAAAUGGUGCUCUACGACGGAGGAUGGGUCACGGAGGAUCAGGGAGUGAAGAUGACGAUUCCGACAGUGAUGGGCCUGACGUCGACGAAAUGGAUUUGGCUCUGAUGUCUUCCCAGGAGAAGGAAGAGUUUCUGUAUCAGUCGGCCAUGGCACGUAUCCAGCGAGCUCGGGAGAGGGGGUCAACAGAUGUCAAUCUCUCCAAGCUUGAGCUUGAUGCAUUGGAAAGGAGGAGGGAACGCGAAGCAGAGGAGGCUGAGAGGCGGGCACGCAAAAAGAAAAGGGAUCAGCGUGUUGCUAUCCCUUUGACCCAACUCGAUCCCGUCUCGAAAAAGCGAUCCGGGAGCAAAUCACAGCUGUCAUCGCGACACCAGUCUGCGACCGACUUAACAGAUGCUGGAGAGCUUCGAGCCCUCCCACCUGUUGGCCACUUUCCUCCGCCUGCAAACUCGCGAGCACGACCGCGGUCGGGCACGGCCAGCUCUCAACGGCCGCUGACAAUAGGCUACGAUGACCAGUAUGAGCAAUCAGAACUCCCAGGUUCGAGACAGACCUCUGAUUCGCUAUCACGAUCUCGCUCCUCGAAAUAUUAUGAUGACGGCGCUGCGUCAUCAUCAUCAGGAAGUCGAUCGCUUGAUCCGUUCAAGUUUCAGACAGAGGGACCGCGUUCGUCGCGUUCGUCUGGCGCUGCGGCCGCCUCGAAACGACAUACGAUGCCGCCAGAAUCCUCGUACAGGACGAGAUCUGGUAGGACCAGAGGCGCCGUCAAAAGGACACCUAGCUCAGGCGAAACCAGCGAGGAAGGAAAUGCCGCAAGUGAUGAAAGCACCGAUGAUUAUGACAGUGGAGCGCGAGUCAAACAAUCUCCUCCAGGUCGUCAGGAAGCGAUUGUCGUGGAAGAUUCACCUGAGCCUGAACCUGCCAAGAAGAAGAGCCCAUCUCCAACCAAGCGAAAGCCAGUUGCCAGCAGGGUGCGGAGGGGUAAGAAGAAAUGA
Messenger RNA from Clonostachys byssicola, 1698 nucleotides. The record is from the annotation of a GenBank genome assembly. NCBI's taxonomy places the organism in Eukaryota, Fungi, Ascomycota, Sordariomycetes, Hypocreales, Bionectriaceae.